Molecule: messenger RNA, 213 nt
Organism: Eruca vesicaria subsp. sativa (arugula)
Lineage: Eukaryota; Viridiplantae; Streptophyta; Magnoliopsida; Brassicales; Brassicaceae
Source: the annotation of a GenBank genome assembly
AUGCUGGAAGAUCAGUUCUUUAAGCAAUUGGGACUGGCCACGGUGUGCAUGCUUUAUGAGAUGCCAGAUAUGAAGAUACAUCCCAAAUUAUCAAUUAGCAAGAACAAAAAUAAGAAUUGGAGAACAACGAGUUUAUAUGCUAAAGUGAAUGAAUACUGGGACAAACGACAUGACUAUGUCAUGAAAGCUGAAGAGGUUACUUCAAUUCGUUGA